UGUUCCUCGCGGCCCCCUCUAUAAAUCACUACCAAUGGCAACACCUUCUUCUUCAGCGCUCCAAGGAACGCAAAAAUGGCACCUUCAACACUCUCUCUCUCCCUCCUCUUCCUCCUUUCACUCUGCAUCGCAGGAACCGUUAGAUCGGAUGACGACUGCGUGUACACGGCGUACGUUAGAACCGGAUCGGUGGUUAAGGGCGGAACGGACUCCAAGAUCGGGAUCAAGUUGUACGACAAGUUCGGCUACUACAUCUACAUUAAAAACCUCGAAGCGUGGGGCGGUUUGAUGGGAAAGGAUUACAACUACUUCGAGCGCGGCAACCUCGACAUCUUCAGCGGAAAGGCACCAUGUCUUGAAGGACCCGUUUGUGCCGUCAACGUUACCUCUGACGGAUCCGGUUCGCACCACGGCUGGUACCUUAACUACGUCGAAGUCACCUCCACUGGGCCCCACAAACCCUGUUCUCAGGAACAGUUCGAGGUGGAGCAGUGGCUCGCUCUCGACACCUCCCCCUACCAGCUUUGGGCGGUCAGGAACCACUGCCGCUAUAGCUUGGAACAGGCCCGGCUAGCUUCGGAGCGCGCUGAAUCUGAAUCCGAAUCCGGAUCCGGAUCUGGACCCAGAUCGGCAAUCUAGAUUACACUUCCGUGAGGAAGGUUUAGGUGGUUCUUUAUGUGAGUGUGAUUCGGUUAUCGUUGCUGCUGUUGGGGAACUUUUUAUGGCAACGAUCACGAAAGAAAAUAAGCAUCCUCUUAGUACUUGAAUUGGAAAAGCGGGUUUGAGGGAUCAAAACCCGUUUUUUCUUUUGUAGUUUUCAAUUAUAAUGGAAACUAUCUGUAUCAAUCGCUAUGGUAUUGAGGUCGUGUGUAUUUGAAGUUUUGAAUUCGCUUUUCAAAUAUAAAAAAAAUGAAAAUUACUGAAAUGGAUGGACACAACACUAUUUAGUACUCAA
This is a messenger RNA of Vigna unguiculata (cowpea), 955 nucleotides long. RefSeq names its product PLAT domain-containing protein 3-like. Gene Ontology annotation, molecular function: protein binding. NCBI's taxonomy places the organism in Eukaryota, Viridiplantae, Streptophyta, Magnoliopsida, Fabales, Fabaceae. The record is from RefSeq and is a predicted model, not a curated record.